This is a messenger RNA of Durusdinium trenchii, 2844 nucleotides long. NCBI's taxonomy places the organism in Eukaryota, Dinophyceae, Suessiales, Symbiodiniaceae. The record is from the annotation of a GenBank genome assembly.
AUGACGAACGACCUUCGUGGUUUGCCACAUGAGAACUCCAUCGCAAAAGCCUCCAGGGCUCCAUCGCAAAGCCAAGUGGUGGCCGCCUUGCAGCGGGUCUUCGCCCUGCUUUCGGAGGGGGAGUCCUUGGUCGUCGAUCCAAAGGACUUUGUGACGGCCGCUCGUGUCGAUGCACUGGAGCAGGCAGACGCCACAGAGUUCAGCGCUUUGCUCUUGGAUUGGCUUCAGCGGGAACUCUCUGCAGGCGGAGGUGCGGAGUUCAUUCCGGCACUCUUCGAGGGACAGAGCUCCACGAUUGUGCAAUGCAGUCAGGAUCCCAGCCACUUCUCGGAGAAGCCGGAAUCCUUCAUGGAACUUCGAGCUGGUCUCUCUCCAGUGGCUGUGGCAUUGGAAGCCAAAGAGGCCACAGGGCGAAAAUCCGGGCCAAAGACAAAGCCUGGUGCCAAAAAGUCGAACAAGAAGCUGCCGACGAUCCGACUUGAGCAAAUUCUGGAGGAGACCGCUUUUCCGGAAGAGGUCCUGGACGGCUCCAACCAGUGGCUUUGCCCGCGCUGUGACCGAAAGGUGGAUGCGAAAAGAACCACGAGGUUGUCAAAGCUGCCGCCAUACUUGCACGUCACGGUGGAGAGGUACCACUUCGAGGCUGAAACAGCGCAAAGGAAACGCCUCGCCCACCCAGUGUCCUUCCCGCGCCGCUUGGAGCUGCGGCUGGGCGGCGCGUUGGCCUCGCAGCGACCGGAGGCGACGAGCAGUGAAACUGCGAUGCUUCCUGUGGCCUAUGAGUGCAUUGGUUACUUGGAGCACGUCUCGGACUCUGCGCACAGUGGCCACUACCGCGCGACACUGCUGCGCGAGGAGGAGGAGCCCUAUGUGUCAGCAGUGGCAGGCCUGGUAGGGGACGAAGUCAAGGAGCCUGCGCUGAAGCGGCCCAAAGUGGAUGACCCCGAUGCGGCAGCCGGAGCACCACAGAAACGCAGCUGGUGGCGCCUUGAUGAUGAGUCGGUGACACCAGUUGAAAGCGUGGAGAGUGAAGCUAGUGGAGCUGGUGCUCCCAAAGCUGCAGAAGGAACGAGCAGCUCAAGUGCUGCUCCGCCUCAAGCUUCAGAUCCUGAAAGAAUUGAGUCUGCCACCGCAUACUUGGUGCUCUACCGGCGGUGCGAUCAUGACCCAGGUCAGCUGUGCCAGGGUCGCCGAGUCUCGGGCGUCCCUCGCACAGCGCCGCCCUUGUCCAGCGAACUCCAGCGGUGUGUGGACGAGCACAACACGGAAUUGCGACGGCAGCGCAAAGAGUUUGAGUCGAAUUCCCUGGCGGUCGAGCGCUUUGUGGGGGAACGGCGCCGAGCCGUGAUGUGUUUGGCCGAGGCCUUGCGAGCCUUGCAUCCGUCGCAAGGUAGCUCAUCUGAUCUGAACCUCGUACCGAGCCCAUGGCUGGAAAGGUUCCUGCGAGGCGAAGAUCGGACUCUGCAGAACAUCUUGGAGGGCGAUGCCUCCAUUCAGCCACCCAUCUACUCUUCGUCCUUGAUCCAGGGAAGGACGGGCCAUGCCCUCGAUCCCUUGGCCGUUUGGUGUGGCGAGGUGAAACUGCUGCCCACGGCUGCUUUGGAGCAGGUGGGAGGCCAAUUUGGAGGGUUAGAUUCCUCCACCUUCCUGCGAGCAGAAGCCGCCAUGAAUGAGGAGGUGGCCACGCUGGUUUUCAAAGCCUUCGAGCACUUCCGCAAAGAAUUUCACCUGAAAGGGGUGCUCCAGAGCAACAGGUUUAGUGUCACAGAUGUGCGAGCGGUGGAGAGCUCCGAACAAGGCUUUGCCGUUUGGAUCUCCAUCCGACAAUUGAAUCAAUGGAAGAAGGUGGUGGGCGACACAAGCUCCACAGCAUCACUGAGACAACUUUGGCGAUGCUUUGUGCAAGAGGUGCAUGAGUACCGCUUCGGGAUUUCGCCAGAGGGCGGCGCGGCAGAUGCACCUGAGGCAUCCGAUGAUGAGGUGGCGGUAGAAGCAUCGGGGCUGGAAGUGCCAUCUGAUGUGAAAGAGGCGACGACUCCAAGAGUUAAGCCGUUGACACUUUUGGGAGGCCUGCUGUGUCGGCACCAACUCCUCAGUCGGCCUCGAGCGGCCGCGCUGGUGAGCCGCAGCCAGCUGGAGGAGCUUCUGGAGCGCCUUCCGCGAGCUGUGGCAAAGCGCUGCUUCCAUGCGCCCCAGGGUGAGAACUGGGCACGGAGACCGAUUUUCUCCGGGCGGAGGGAGGCGGGAGAGGCUAUGCUGCUAGGUAGACCUCCGGAGGCCUUACGGCCAUGGUCCGCCAGCGGCGCGACUCCAGCCGCAAGCGAUCUGGGUGACCAGAAGUCCAACAUCCGAACUGACAGUGUGAGGGCAGAUGAUGUUGAUGGCUCGAAACGCAAGGGCUCCGGUGGCUCCAAGCGCUCUGCUGCGAAGCCCGGUGCCAGCGGCUUCGGCGGCAAAGAGGCGCCCUUGGGAGGUGCAGCUGCAGCAUCGCAGGAGGAAUCCCUAGCUUUGAGCAAGCCAAUGACCGGUGCGCAGCUGGCUGCGGCGGAGGUCAAUGGCGCCGGUGGCAUGCACCGAGUGAUCCCCACCCCAGGGAAUCUCAUUGGCGGGCUCAUGGGAAGAGGAGGUGCAACGAUCACCGCCAUCCGGAAGAAUCACCCAGGCGUCACCAUUAAGGUGAACCAGCCACAGGGCAACGCCAUGGCGGAGAUCAUCAUCACUGGGGAUCCCAAGAUGGUGCCUUCCGCGGAGGUGGCUGUUUGCGAAGCCCUGAUGAGUAGCCCCAGCAAGGGUGCGCCGGUGAUGGGCGGCAGAGGCGUGCCGCAAGCGGUACAGCCCCGGUAG